AUGGCUUCUCUGUCAGGCAAAGUCAUCGCGCUAACGGGUUGUGGCUCUGGCAUCGGUCUCGCCACUGCUAAACACCUUGCUGCCCAUGGAGCCAUUCUCUCAAUCUCUGAUAUCCGAGGAGGGCCUCUUGCUGAGGCAGCUAGAGCGAUCCGAGAGAUUGGUCCCGAACCAAUGGUGACCGUUCUCGACAUUGCUAAGGAAAACGAAGUGAACUCCUGGAUCCAAGAGACAGUGAAGAAAUUUGGCAGACUGGAUGGCGCCGCAAAUAUCGCAGCUAUCCACAGCAAAUUCACGCUGGUGAAAGAUAUUCCUACUGAAGAUUGGAAUGAAGUCAUUGCCGUCAAUCUUACUGGAUCUAUGAACCUCCUACGAGCCGAGCUUCAAGUAAUGAGCUCUGGGGGGUCUAUUGUCAACGUUUCCAGUGUGGGAGGCGUUCACGGUGUGCCAAAAGCUGGUACAUACUGUGCUAGCAAAUGGGGCCUUAUUGGGCUAUCCAAGUCUGCAGCCAUUGAAGCCGGCAGGGAUGGCGUUCGCGUCAAUGUCAUAGCGCCUGGGCUUAUUGAUACACCACAACUGGCCAGCAUCAACGACGAUGAGUUCAGUAACAACGACGCCACCGUCCGCCAGAUUAUUCCGCUCGGACGAAAAGGGAGACCUCAGGAGGCGGCUGCGCUGAUCAGGUUUUUGUUGAGUGAUGAUUCAUCGUACGUGACGGGUAGCACUUAUCAUAUCGAUGGGGGCUUAUACUUGUGA
Messenger RNA from Aspergillus pseudonomiae, 753 nucleotides. RefSeq names its product SDR family NAD(P)-dependent oxidoreductase. The transcript is spliced from 2 exons. The coding region runs from base 1 to 753 and encodes 250 amino acids. NCBI's taxonomy places the organism in Eukaryota, Fungi, Ascomycota, Eurotiomycetes, Eurotiales, Aspergillaceae. Gene Ontology annotation, molecular function: oxidoreductase activity, acting on the CH-OH group of donors, NAD or NADP as acceptor. The record is from RefSeq and is a predicted model, not a curated record.